This is a messenger RNA of Emys orbicularis (European pond turtle), 555 nucleotides long. It is a transcript of the gene MSRB2, whose product is annotated as methionine sulfoxide reductase B2. Gene Ontology annotation, molecular function: peptide-methionine (R)-S-oxide reductase activity. NCBI's taxonomy places the organism in Eukaryota, Metazoa, Chordata, Testudines, Emydidae. Gene Ontology annotation, cellular component: cytoplasm. The record is from RefSeq and is a predicted model, not a curated record. Gene Ontology annotation, biological process: response to oxidative stress; protein repair.
AUGGCCCGGCUGCUCCGAGGGCUCCCCGGGCUGCUGGUUAAAAGUGUGGCUCCCCCGACCGAUGCUGGGGGCCCCGGGAGCGGCCGCCGGGCCAGGGCUGCUCACACCCACACAGUUAAAGAUGUGGGGUCUCUGACUAGAUAUGAUGACACAGCUGUCAUCACUGAUUGGCAAAAGAAAUUGACUCCGGAACAGUUCUAUAUCACGAGAGAAAAAGGAACUGAACUGCCAUUUACUGGAAUCUAUCUGAAUAACAGAGAUCCAGGAAUGUACCAUUGUGUGUGCUGUAAUGCCCCAUUGUUCAGUUCAGAGAAGAAAUACAAUUCCGAAGGAUGGCCUUCAUUUUCGGAAGCUUUUGGUGCAUGUGAUACAGAUGAAAGCAAUACCAAUAUCCUGAGGUGUCCAGAUACCUCAUUGGGAUCAACCAGCAUGGAAGUCAUUUGCAAACAGUGUGAGGCCCAGCUUGGUCAUGUGUUUGAUGAUGGUCCCAGACCUUCUGGACAAAGGUUCUGUAUCAACAGUGUUUCGUUAACCUUUAAACCAAGCUUAGACUAG